AUGGUUGGUGCCUUCGUUACAGUUGAGUGUGUUCUAUUGGAUGGGCACUCUUACACGGUGAUACUUAGUCGACGUAAUGGUAAAGUAGAUUUUAAUAGAAGUUAUGGUGAAUAUGAAAGUGGCUUCGGAUCACCGAACACUGAAAUGUGGCUAGGGAACAAAUACAUUCAUUUCCUUACAAGUUAUCGAUGGUCAAUUUUGAGAAUUGAGUUAACAUACUCCAAUUCUAGUGUUGUAGAUGUUGAGUAUGGGCAUAUUCAGGUUCUACAUCCCCGCUAUAAUUAUUAUCUCCACAUUCAUGAUUUUUCUGGAAAUACAAGUGACAUGAUGUCAUAUUUAGAUGGACGACGCUUUGGAGCAAAUGACUACGAUUCUGGACGAUGUGGCUGUCCGAUCUUGGCGUCUGGUGGAUGGUGGUGUGAGCACUCCUGUAAUACCACGUGUAGUUUGACGUCACCUUACAACGGCAGUCCUUAUUAUUUUGGAUGGGACUGUGCUUCUGAAGUCGAAGCUAAUGCACGCCUUGUUGCAAGUGUUUAUGUUAUCAAGCAGAACUUUGCCUUUAAAGGUUAUGUACAACAUGACACUGAUGCACAUGUGAUAAAAGAAUUAUCCCCAGCAGACGGAGAGAACCUAAGGGGAUUCUGUCCCAGGGUCUGUGUCCACGAAAAGUCUUGCACUGGAUUCGAUAUUUGUCAGGUUGAACCAGAAGGAAAAUGCAGACUCUCUAAUGGAGGAGUAACAGCACCGGGAAACAUUUUUACACAAUGUGGCCACUAUGAAAAGAUUGAUCAAAUCAAAUUAAUCUGCGAUCCACUAUCGUCAGUGAUGGCCUGCCUUGAACAUGGUACUGUUUUAGAUGUGACAAACGAUAUUGCACCCGAGUUAACCACGAGUGAGACGAUAAUAACUUCUGGUGGAGUGGUGCUUGCUUCUUACUUAAAUUGUUCCAGCUGCGAAUGUGUCUCGAGUUAUACAGAUGUCAGUGGUGUGUACGAAAUACAGAUAUCUUCUAGUGAGAAUCUUACUGUGGAGUGUGUAAUGAUGGAGGGACACGGCUACAUAGUAGUCUUACAGAGACACGACGGACGUGUGAAUUUUAAUCGAACAUUUUCAGAGUAUGAGAAUGGUUUCGGUUCACCUUUUACGGAGAUGUGGCUGGGAAACAAAUAUCUAUCCGCACUUACGUCAUCUUGGGUCUCAGGAAUUAGGAUUGAGUUAACAUAUUCUGACUCCACCCACCGGUAUGUCGAGUACAGUGACGUCAUUGUCAGAGGGGCCAGUCAGCUGUUUCAGCUUAGUUCACUGACGGGAUAUUCCGGAAAUGCAAGUGACAUGUUAAUGGGAUUUAAAGGAUUCAGUUUUGGAGCCUAUGACUUUGACCCUCAGUCCUGUGAUUGUCAAGCUGUGAAGUAUGGCGGAUGGUGGCAUAACUGUUGUAAUACAACAUGUACCCUCACGUCACCUUAUAACGACCCCUGGUAUCCGUUUGGUUGGGACUGUGAAUCCGAAACCAGUAAUAGACUAAUGAGUGCAAAAAUAAUGGUGAGAGGAGGCAGCUCUCUGUUCGGAUGAAACUACAGUUACAGCGUGUGAUUACAAU
Molecule: messenger RNA, 1603 nt
Organism: Saccostrea cuccullata (small rock oyster)
Lineage: Eukaryota; Metazoa; Mollusca; Bivalvia; Ostreida; Ostreidae
Product: angiopoietin-2-like
Exons: 10
Coding region: 1-1575 (524 amino acids)
Source: RefSeq, a predicted model, not a curated record